AGGGUUGCUGCUUGUAAGGGUCUCAGAUCGUCUCGAAAAGAUAUUUGGCCAGAGAAUGGAGAAAAACUGGAGGCCACGAAAUGGAGCAAAACAGACUGGUUCAGUUUAGUGAUUUUGUGACAGUGAAUUGGGCCUGGGCCGGCAAAGAGGCGGCCGAAGAAAAGAAAUGCCGUGAUGGCAAGGGAGGAAUCGCGCGGAAAGAGGCCGUUCAAGCUAUGGGACGGACGACGUAACGUGCGGAAGGGGUUGGUGGUCGGGAGCCUCGAGGAGUUAGUCCUCCGGGGAAGAGAUAAGUUAGGCCUGUCGCUCGGUGAGCCCGUCAGACUCGUUCUCGAAAGUGACGGGACGCAAGUUGAGGACGCCGAAUAUUUUCGAACUUUACCUGCUAACACCAUCCUUUUGUUGCUUCGGCCAGGAGAGAGAUGGCUGCCUGCAGGUGUAGACGUCAUCAGGGCAGUAGCAAUCUCCGCCAUCCCAAAGAUAGUUUGCGAAACCAUCCACGCACUCGACUUGCACGAUGAGACCCCAUCGUGGAAGAUCAUGGAUAACAAGGGGCGGGUUACCGUCGUUUUGCACUGGGACCAGCGUUCAGGUCCCUCCAGGAUCUCGUCAUCGGAUGCACCUUCACCCUCUCCCGGUAAGUUUUCUCCUAGUAAACGACCAUCGCUUGUCAUCCAAACCGGAUCAGGAGGAAAGAAAGAGACUGCAAUCAACGACGUGUACACACCCGCUCUCGCCCAACCCCAACCGCGUUACGCUAGCCCCCAGAUCACUGUGAUAAACCACGAUGAUGUUAAACCGGUUCAUAGGCUGUCCAAGCAAGGUAGUUCCUUGGAGAGCGCCACGAUUCACAUUCACACUCCAGAGUGCGCUCAUCACGCUCACAUGCCGCGAGCUGGAAGUCCUCAAAGCAACGGGGCCAUCGAAUGCGAUUUCCACUGUUGCGCUUUACACGAAGAGGGUCGCAAGAUCGCCGUGCAUAAGUCGGUGGCGACCUCUCCCAUACAAGAUACGCAGCAGACAUCUCCGCAGCCCCCUUCCAGACAUGUGCGUUUUUUAGACGUUGAAGGUGGCGGUCGUAGCGGGCAGUCCGAGCACGAGAGUUCCGAAAGCGAAACCGAGAACACCGUGAUGGAGGACGAGGCCGUCACCUCUGAGAAGUUCCUGCUGCUGAUCGACCAGCUGAGCGUCGAUCAGAAACGCCAUUUGAGUAUUAAAGAUAUAGGGAUCAUUCUAGAGAGACUCAGCUCCAAAAUUCUAGACGUAGAAAGGUUAGACCGAGAAAGCGAAAGUGAAGACUGUUAUAAUUGGACGAUCAAGGCGACUAUUCGAGGAGAUGUUCUUCGGGAAUUGGGAGUCAUCUAUAACGGUAAUUACUACGCCAUUUCGGAACAUCCAGGGUACAAGGAAGAGAACGAAGGCGUUGUAGAAGAAGCUGAGGAAGAGGAGGAGGAGGAGGAUCGGCUGUGAAUCGUUAAGCUACUGACUGCCAUUUGUCAAAAUGCACAAAAAUGCAGACUAUAGUAAUAAUACCGCAGAUAUGCCGCAUACACAACAUAUCCGAUGUGACAUGUUCGUAUCUGUAAAUGACUUUGUAGAAAAAAUUUUUGAAGGUGAGUGGUACCGCGAUCGUGUUGUGUAUACCACCGUCGAUACCGCAAAAAUACUCAUUUACCGUAAAUUAACAAAAAUAAGGACUGAAAGACAAUCGCAACGAUAGUACGAUAUUAAUUCGUCAAUGAAUUUACUAGUACAUUUAAAAUAAUAAUUUUCUAAACUAAUAUGUAACUGAAUAAUGAUUACGUCUCCCACUUAUACCAUUUUUUUAUAAUAUUAUCACCAAUAAUCGAUGUAGUUGUUUGUUGUUGAAACAUUUUAGUGAAUAAAUUAUA
Molecule: messenger RNA, 1892 nt
Organism: Diabrotica virgifera virgifera (western corn rootworm)
Lineage: Eukaryota; Metazoa; Arthropoda; Insecta; Coleoptera; Chrysomelidae
Gene: Drep2
Exons: 3
Coding region: 175-1470 (431 amino acids)
Biological process (GO): apoptotic process; regulation of apoptotic process
Source: RefSeq, a predicted model, not a curated record